UCUCCCCCCUCCUCCCAUCCUCUCUUCUUCUUCUCUUCUUCUCGGCUAUUUCUUUCUUCUCUCAUCUUUCUCUCUUCAUCUCUAUAUAAAUCAUUGUCCUCGCUUGUCCUGUCUAACCUCUCUCUUAUCAAUUAAUCCCUCUAUUCCUCUUCUCUCCGCCCGAGAUCCGGUGCCCCGCUAGAGCUACGUGCUCUACUACCUCCGCCCACAAGCCCGUCGUCUCGUCAAUUGACCACUUUUACCUCUUCUCCUUGCCCUAACUCCUCACCUACCUACUCUUAUCAUACACAAUGGCGGCUUCUCUUGCCCACCGCCAGGCCGAAUCGGCCAUCGACGAUGUAGAGUUUCUUGAAGAACACCAUGAGAAGUUCCAAGACUCUGUCCACCGUCGUCUACGGGCCAAUUCCACCAUCAUGCAGUUCCAGAAGAUCCUCGUCGCCAACCGUGGUGAAAUCCCCAUUCGCAUCUUCCGUACCGCCCACGAACUCUCCCUCCAGACAGUAGCUGUCUACUCUCAUGAGGACCGUCUCUCUAUGCACCGUCAAAAAGCCGAUGAGGCCUACAUGAUCGGCCAUCGUGGUCAAUAUACCCCCGUCGGUUCUUAUCUGGCCGGUGAUGAGAUCAUCAAGAUUGCUCUCGAACACGGUGUCCACCUCAUCCACCCUGGUUACGGUUUCCUUUCGGAAAACGCAGUCUUUGCCCGCAAGGUCGAGAAGGCCGGUCUGGUCUUCGUCGGUCCUACUCCCGACACCAUUGAUAACUUGGGUGACAAGGUCUCCGCUCGUCAGCUGGCCAUCAAGUGUGAAGUGCCGGUUGUUCCUGGUACUCCUGGUCCCGUCGAGUCGUUCGAGGAGGUCAAGACCUUUACUGACACGUAUGGCUUCCCUAUUAUCAUCAAGGCCGCUUUUGGUGGUGGUGGUCGUGGUAUGCGUGUCGUCCGCGAGCAGAGUGAACUGAAGGACUCUUUCGAGCGUGCCACUUCCGAGGCCCGCUCCGCCUUCGGCAACGGCACUAUCUUCGUCGAGCGUUUCCUCGACCGACCCAAGCACAUUGAAGUCCAGCUCCUCGGUGACAGCCAUGGCAAUGUCGUCCACCUCUUCGAGCGUGACUGCUCCGUCCAGCGUCGCCACCAGAAGGUCGUUGAGUUGGCUCCCGCCAAGGACCUGCCCGUCGACGUGCGUGACAGCCUCCUGGCAGAUGCUGUGAAGCUGGCUAAGUCUGUGAGGUACCGCAACGCCGGUACCGCAGAGUUCUUGGUCGACCAGCAGAACCGCUACUACUUCAUCGAGAUCAACCCCCGUAUCCAGGUCGAGCACACCAUUACCGAGGAAAUCACCGGUAUUGAUAUCGUUGCCGCCCAGAUCCAGAUCGCUGCUGGUGCUACCCUCGAACAGCUUGGUCUCACCCAGGACCGCAUCUCCAUCCGCGGUUACGCGGUUCAGUGCCGUAUCACCACCGAAGACCCCUCCAAGGGCUUCUCUCCCGACACCGGUAAGAUUGAGGUCUACCGUUCCGCUGGUGGUAACGGUGUCCGUCUGGACGGUGGUAACGGAUUUGCUGGUGCCAUCAUCACCCCUCACUACGACUCCAUGUUGGUCAAGUGCACUUGCCGUGGCUCUACUUACGAAAUUGCCCGCCGCAAGAUGCUGCGUGCCCUGGUUGAAUUCCGUAUCCGUGGUGUGAAGACCAACAUCCCCUUCUUGGCUUCGUUGCUGAGCCACCCCGUCUUCAUUGACGGUACCUGCUGGACCACCUUCAUCGAUGACACUCCCGAGCUCUUCGCCCUCGUUGGCAGCCAGAACCGUGCCCAGAAGCUGCUUGCCUACCUGGGUGAUGUCGCUGUCAACGGCAGCAGCAUCAAGGGCCAGAUCGGUGAGCCCAAGCUCAAGAGCGACAUUAUCAAGCCCACGCUCCUGGAUGCUUCUGGCAAGCCCCUGGACGUCUCCGCUCCCUGCCAGCAGGGAUGGAAGAACGUCCUGGACCGCGAGGGUCCCGACGCGUUCGCCCGCGCUGUGCGCGGCAACAAGGGCUGCUUGAUCAUGGACACCACCUGGCGUGACGCUCACCAGUCGCUCCUGGCUACCCGUGUCCGUACCAUUGACAUGCUCAACAUCGCUCACGAGACCAGCCAUACCUUCUCCAACGCUUACAGUUUGGAGUGCUGGGGUGGUGCCACCUUCGAUGUCGCCAUGCGUUUCCUCUACGAAGACCCCUGGGACCGUCUCCGCAAGUUCCGCAAGGCCGUCCCUAACAUUCCCUUCCAGAUGCUGCUCCGUGGUGCCAAUGGUGUUGCCUACUCCUCGCUUCCCGACAACGCCAUCUACCACUUCUGUAAGCAAGCCAAGAAGUACGGUGUCGACAUCUUCCGUGUUUUCGACGCUCUCAACGAUGUCGACCAGCUCGAAGUCGGUAUCAAGGCCGUCCGCGAGGCCGGCGGUGUUGUCGAGGCCACCGUUUGCUACAGUGGUGACAUGAUGAACCCCAGCAAGAAGUACAACCUCGACUAUUACCUUGCCCUGGUUGACCGAAUCGUCCAGCUGGGCACCCACGUCCUGGGUAUCAAGGAUAUGGCCGGUGUGCUCAAGCCCCAGGCUGCUCGUCUGCUGAUCGGUGGUAUCCGCGAGCGCUACCCCGACCUCCCCAUCCACGUCCACACCCACGACUCCGCUGGUACCGGUGUGGCUUCCAUGAUUGCCUGCGCCCAGGCUGGCGCUGAUGCCGUCGAUGCGGCGACUGACAGCCUUUCGGGUAUGACCUCGCAACCCAGCAUUGGUGCCAUCCUCGCUUCUCUGGAGGGCACUGAGCUCGACACCAAACUCAACCUCGCUCACGUCCGUGCGAUCGACACCUACUGGGCCCAGCUGCGCUUGCUGUACUCGCCCUUCGAGGCUGGUCUGACCGGUCCUGACCCCGAGGUCUACGAGCACGAGAUCCCCGGUGGUCAGCUGACCAACCUCAUCUUCCAGGCCAGCCAGCUCGGUCUGGGUCAGCAGUGGGCCGAGACCAAGAAGGCCUACGAAUCCGCCAACGACCUGCUUGGUGAUAUUGUCAAGGUUACCCCGACUUCCAAGGUUGUCGGUGACCUGGCUCAGUUCAUGGUCUCCAACAAGCUGACGGGCGAAGACGUUAUCGCUCGUGCAGAAGAGCUUGACUUCCCUGGCUCCGUUCUUGAGUUCCUCGAGGGUCUGAUGGGUCAGCCUUUCGGUGGCUUCCCCGAGCCGCUGCGUACCAAGGCUCUCCGCAACCGCCGCAAGCUCGAUAAGCGUCCUGGUCUCUACCUGGAGCCUCUUGACUUGGCCAGCAUCAAGAGCCAGAUCCGCGAGAAGUUCGGAUCGGCCACCGAGAGCGACGUGGCCAGCUACGCCAUGUACCCCAAGGUCUUCGAGGACUACAAGAAGUUCGUGCAGAAGUACGGUGACCUCUCCGUCCUGCCCACUCGCUUCUUCCUGGCCCGUCCCGAGAUUGGCGAGGAGUUCCAUGUCGAGCUCGAGAAGGGUAAGGUGCUCAUCCUGAAGUUGCUCGCUAUCGGUCCACUCUCGGAGCAGACUGGCCAGCGUGAAGUCUUCUACGAGGUCAACGGUGAAGUGCGUCAAGUUAGCGUUGAGGACAACCAGGCGUCGGUGGAGAACACUGCUCGUCCUAAGGCCGAUGCUGCCGACAGCAGCCAGGUCGGCGCUCCUAUGAGUGGUGUUGUUGUUGAGAUCCGUGUGCACGAUGGCCAGGAGGUCAAGAAGGGUGACCCUGUUGCUGUUCUCAGCGCCAUGAAGAUGGAAAUGGUGAUCUCCGCACCGCACAGCGGCAAGGCAUCCGGCUUGCUCGUCAAGGAGGGCGACUCGGUUGAUAGCCAGGAUCUCAUUUGCAAGAUUAGCAAGGCCUAAUUGGGUAAAAGUGGGAUUCUCUGUACAAAUUAAGCACAUGAUGCUAUG
Molecule: messenger RNA, 3926 nt
Organism: Aspergillus glaucus CBS 516.65
Lineage: Eukaryota; Fungi; Ascomycota; Eurotiomycetes; Eurotiales; Aspergillaceae
Product: pyruvate carboxylase
Exons: 3
Coding region: 291-3878 (1195 amino acids)
Biological process (GO): pyruvate metabolic process; gluconeogenesis
Cellular component (GO): cytoplasm
Molecular function (GO): ATP binding; metal ion binding; pyruvate carboxylase activity
Source: RefSeq, a predicted model, not a curated record